AUGGAUCCGAAGCGAACUGGCGCCAUUAAGAAUUUGGCGAGCACGAGCACCGAAGCCUAUGCGAAUGCUUUUGAGGCUUUGCAAAGCCAGUCAGUUGAUUGGGCGCUGUUGGAGCAGCUCAAGCCCGAGUUCGCCGCAACCGGAGAUAAUUUUGAGGUGGCGAAAUUUCUGCCUGCGCUUCUCGAGGAGGACUACGGGCUGAGCAAAGAGCAUAACGAGCAUAUCGCAGUAGUGCUGCAGCAUCUUGCGCAUCAACACAGCUGGGAUCCGUAUGAUUCCUGGCCAGCAAUCCUUUUCCAAAGCAACAACAGCAACACAGCGGAAUCUAUAGAUUCCAGUACUAUCACGCCAAAGGCUUUGCAAAGCCAGUCAGUUGAUUGGGCGCUGUUGGAGCAGCUCAAGCCCGAAUUCGCCGCAACCGGAGAUAAUUUUGAGGUGGCGAAAUUUCUGGUUGUCCUGUUGCACGAACUGCGCAUAAGCCAGCCUGCGCUUCUCGAGGAGGACUACGGGCUGAGCAAAGAGCACAACGAGCAUAUCGCAGUCGUACUGCAACAUCUUGCGCAUCAACACAGCUGGGAUCCGUAUGAUUCCUGGCCAGCAAUCCUUUUCCAAAGUAACAACAUCAACACAGCCGAAUCUAUAGAUUCCAGUACUAUCACGCCAAAGGUACAAGAGCUGGACGAUUGGCGAAGCAGGGCAGCUGAGGCGGAAAAUGAGCUGAACGGCCUGAAGCAGCAGUGGAAGGCUUUGAAAGAAAUGCUCAGCACUUGUCAGGUAACGAAAAGGGCCAAUUCAACUCCGGCUCAAUGA
Messenger RNA from Gongylonema pulchrum, 810 nucleotides. NCBI's taxonomy places the organism in Eukaryota, Metazoa, Nematoda, Chromadorea, Rhabditida, Gongylonematidae. The record is from the annotation of a GenBank genome assembly.